This is a messenger RNA of Sciurus carolinensis (gray squirrel), 13248 nucleotides long. RefSeq names its product tenascin XB (gene Tnxb). The record is from RefSeq and is a predicted model, not a curated record. Lineage: Eukaryota; Metazoa; Chordata; Mammalia; Rodentia; Sciuridae. Gene Ontology annotation, molecular function: protein binding.
GACAGUCAGUCCUGGUCCUGGCUCCGUGAGCCUCUGCUGCAGGGGACAAGUGAGGGGGACUUCCAGGGAGUCCAGGGCUGCCAAAGAGAGCCCACACUGCCCUGCUCUGAGAUACCUCCUCCCGAGGAUUGGAGACAGAGCAGGUGCAGAGGCAGAGCAGCCUCCCAGCCUCCUGAAUGAUGCCAGCCCAAUGUCCCUUAACCUCCAUUCUGACCUUCCUGGUACUGCUGGGCACAGCCAGUGCAGGCCCCUUCUCUCCACGAUCCAAUGUCACACUCCCAGCCCCACGGCCCCCUCCCCAACCAGGGGGAGGGAGCCCCUCUUCUCAACUUUACGAGCAUACUGUGGAAGGAGGGGAAAAGCAAGUGGUGUUUACCCACCGCAUUAAUCUGCCCCCUUCUGCGGGCUGUGGCUGUCCCCCGGGCACUGAGCCCCCUGUCCCUGCCUCAGAGGUACAGGCUCUGAGAAUACGGCUGGAGAUCCUGGAAGAGUUGGUGAAGGGGCUCAAGGAACAGUGCACUGGGGGAUGUUGUCCUGCUGCUGCCCAGGCCGGCACAGGCCAGACAGAUGUGCGUAGCCUUUGCAGCCUCCAUGGUGUGUUUGACCUGAGUCGCUGUGCCUGUUCCUGCGAGCCAGGCUGGGGUGGACCCACCUGCUCCGACCCCACAGAGUCUGGAAUGUCUCCCUCUUCCCCUCCUGCAGCCUCGGGGUCUUGUCCCGACGACUGCAACGAUCAGGGUCGUUGUGUCCGAGGUCGAUGCGUGUGCUUCCCUGGCUACACCGGCCCAAGUUGUGGUUGGCCUUCUUGCCCAGGGGAUUGCCAAGGCCGAGGGCGCUGCGUUCAGGGUGUAUGCGUCUGCAGGGCAGGCUUCUCAGGCCCCGACUGUGGCCAGCGCUCCUGCCCUCGGAGCUGCAGCCAGAGAGGACGCUGCGAGGACGGACGCUGUGUGUGCGACCCAGGUUACACUGGUGAAGACUGUAGCGUGAGAAGCUGCCCUCGUGGUUGCAACCAGAGAGGACGUUGUGAGAACGGGCGCUGUGUUUGCAAUCCCGGCUACUCUGGUGAGGACUGUGGGGUUAGGAGCUGCCCUCGGGGCUGCAGCCAGAGGGGGCGUUGUGAGGACGGACGCUGCGUCUGUGACCCUGGCUACACUGGAGAAGACUGCGGGGUGCGGAGCUGCCCCUGGGACUGUGGCGAGGGAGGGCGCUGUGUGGACGGCCGCUGCGUAUGCUGGCCGGGGUACGCAGGUGAGGACUGUAGCACGCGGACUUGUCCUCGCGACUGCCGGGGGCGCGGGCGCUGUGAGGACGGCGAAUGCAUCUGCGACCCAGGCUACAGCGGGGACGAUUGCGGCGUGCGUAGCUGCCCUGGCGACUGCAACCAAAGGGGCCGCUGCGAGGACGGCCGCUGCGUGUGCUGGCCGGGGUAUACUGGGCCUGAUUGUAGCUCCCGCGCCUGUCCCCGCGACUGUAGAGGCCGUGGGCGCUGCGAGAACGGUGUGUGUGUGUGCAACACAGGUUACAGCGGUGAGGAUUGCGGUGUGCGCAGCUGUCCUGGGGACUGUCGUGGCCGGGGCCGCUGCGAGAGUGGCCGUUGCGUGUGUUGGCCCGGGUACACAGGCCGAGACUGUGGCACACGUGCCUGUCCUGGCGACUGUCGCGGGCGUGGGCGCUGCGUGGACGGCCGCUGUGUGUGCAACCCAGGUUUUACUGGCGAGGACUGCGGAAGCCGUCGGUGUCCUGGAGACUGCCGCGGACAUGGCCGCUGCGAGGAUGGCGUGUGCGUGUGCGAUGCGGGUUACUUGGGCGAGGACUGCAAUACGCGCAGCUGCCCCGGGGGCUGUCGAGGCCGCGGCCAGUGCCUGGACGGGCGCUGCGUGUGUGACGAAGGCUACUCCGGCGAGGACUGCGGGGUAAGGCGGUGCCCACGAGACUGCAGCCAGCAUGGCGUGUGCCAGGACGGUGUGUGCACCUGCUGGGAGGGUUACGCAGGCGAGGACUGCAGCAUCCGCACCUGCCCCUCCAAUUGCCACGGACGCGGUCGCUGUGAAGACGGACGCUGCGUGUGCGACCCAGGCUACACCGGCCCGGUGUGUGCCACUCGCACCUGCCCGGCCGACUGUCGGGGUCGUGGGCGCUGUGUUCAGGGAGUGUGCAUAUGCCACACAGGCUAUGGUGGCGAGGAUUGUGGGCAGGAAGAACCACCCGCCAGCGCCUGCCCAGGAGGCUGCGGGCCCAGGGAACUGUGCCGCGCCGGUCAAUGUGUGUGCGUUGAGGGCUUCCGAGGCCCUGACUGCGCUAUCCAAACAUGCCCUGGGGACUGUCGUGGCCGCGGAGAGUGUCGCCAGGGUAGCUGCUUCUGCCAAGAUGGCUAUGCUGGGGAGGACUGUGGGGAAGAGGUGCCAGCCAUUGAAAACAUGAGGAUGCACCUCCUGGAGGAGACGACAGUUCGGACAGAAUGGACUCGGGCUCCUGGCUCUGUGGAUGCCUAUGAAAUUCAGUUCAUCCCCACGACAGAGGGGGCGAGCCCCCCAUUCACCGCUCGGGUGCCCAGUUCUGCCUCAGCCUAUGACCAGAGAGGACUGGCCCCUGGUCAGGAGUACCAGGUCACUGUCCGUGCCCUUCGAGGGACCAGCUGGGGUCCUCCUGCUUCUAAGACCAUCACCACCAUGAUCGACGGUCCCCAGGACCUCCGCGUGGUGGCUGUGACACCGACCACACUGGAGCUCAGCUGGCUACGUCCCCAGGCUGAGGUGGACCGAUUUGUGGUAUCCUAUGUCAGUGCUGGCAACCAGAGGGUACGGCUGGAAGUUCCACCCGAAGCAGAUGGGACACUGCUUACCGACCUGAUGCCAGGAGUGGAAUAUGUGGUGACUGUCACUGCAGAGCGGGGUCGGGCAGUCAGCUACCCAGCUUCUGUCAGGGCCAACACAGCACCAGGCCACUACAGUUACCCGGAGGUGCGCCCCCCAGCCCCGCCCCCCAAGCCCCGUCCCCGUCCCGCCCCAGCCUCGCGGCCUCUUCGGCCCGCCCCGCCCUCGCAGCCAGCAGAGGAGGGGGAGGAGGAGUCCCGCCCCGGGCCCAGCCUGCCUCAGCCUCCGCGGCGGGCGUGGGGCAACCUGACCGCCGAACUGGGCCGCUUCCGCGGCACAGUGCAGGACCUGGAGCGCCACCUGCGGGCUCACGGCUACCCCCUGCGCGCCAACCAGACCUAUACGUCGGUGGCACGCCACAUCCAUGAAUACCUGCAGCGGCGUCGGGCGGCCGCCGCCCCCGCCGGCUCCCCUGCCCCGAGACCCCGUCGCCCCCGCCCCACCGCCAGCCCCGCUCCCGGCACCUGGAAGCGGGACUCCAACCAGGGCAUCUACGGCCUCUCGCCCGAAGGCGUCGACCGGUUGGCCGCGCCCCGCCACCCCAAGCCCGAGGUACUGGGCAGUUCCGCUGAUGGCGCGCUCCUCGUGUCUCUCGAUGGGCUCCGUGGCCAGUUCGAGCGCGUGGUGCUGCGCUGGCGGCCCCAGCUGCCGGCAGAGGGCCCCGGCGGGGAGCUGACGGUGCCGGGCACCACGCGCACUGUCAGCCUACCGGACCUCAGGCCCGGCACCACCUACCACGUGGAAGUCCACGGGGUGCGGGCGGGGCAGACCUCCAAGUCCUACGCCUUCAUCACAACCACAGGGUCCUCACCCUCGGGCCUCUUGGGGGCUACUGAUGAGCCUCCUCCCUCAGGCCCCUCGACGACCCAAGGGGCCGAGGCCCCUCUCCUGCAGCAGCGCCCCCAGGAGCUGGGAGAGUUGAGGGUGCUGGGCAGAGACAAGACAGGGCGCCUCCGUGUGACCUGGACUGCCCAGCCCGACACCUUUGCCCACUUCCAGCUGCGCCUGCAGGUGCCCGAGGGCCCCGGGGCACAUGAAGAACUGCUGCCAGGGGACGUCCGCCAGGCUCUGAUGCCCCCACCCCCUCCUGGAGCCCCCUACAAGCUGUUACUUCAUGGGAUCCCCCCUGGGGGCAGGCCCUCUGUUCCCAUCACCUACCAAGGCGUUAUGGACAGGGAUGGAGAGACGCCUAGGAAGUCCUUAGGCCCACCACGCCUGGGUGAGCUGACAGUGACAGAUGUGACCUCUGACUCCCUGCUCCUGCACUGGACCGUCCCUGAGGGGGAGUUUGACUCCUUUGUGAUCCAGUACAAAGACAGAGAUGGGCCCCAGGUGAUGCCAGUGGAGGGACCCCAGCGCUCAGCCCCCAUCACAUCCCUGGAACCUGGCCGAAAGUACAAAUUUGUCCUGUAUGGGCUGGUCAACAAGAAGAGGCAUGGUCCCUUGGUGACUGAAGCCAAGAUCUUGCCUCUGAGUGAUCCCAGUCCAGGAACCCUACCCCGUCUGGGAAAGCUGUGGGUGACAGACCCUACCCCAGACUCACUGCACCUCUCCUGGACUGUCCCUGAGGGCCAGUUCGACUCCUUCAUGGUCCAGUACAAGGACAGGGAUGGACGGCCCCAGGUGGUACCUGUGGAAGGGCCUGAGCGUUCAGUCACCAUCUCCCCCCUGGACUCUGAUCACAAGUACAGAUUCACUCUCUUUGGGAUUGCCAAUAAGAAGCGGUAUGGCCCCCUUAUGGCCGAUGGCACUACUGCCCCAGAGAGCAGAGACAAGCCUCCUCGCCCUGAGUCCCCUGAGCAGCCCCUUCUGGGGGAACUAACAGUGACUGGUGUGACCCCAGAUUCCCUGCGCCUGUCUUGGACUGUGGCCCAGGGCCCCUUUGACUCCUUCAUGGUCCAGUACAAGGAUGUGCAGGGGCAGCCCCAGGCAGUGCCUGUCGGGGGAGAUAAGAAUGAAGUCACGGUCCCUGGCCUGGAGUCUAACCGGAAGUAUAAGAUGAACCUCUAUGGGCUUCAUGGCAGGCAUCGUGUGGGGCCUGUGUCUGUAGUGGCCAAGACGGCCCCACAGCAGGUUGUGGAUGGGAUUCCCAGCCCCACAGAACCCAGCAUGGAGGCCCUGGAAACACCUGAGCACCCACGCUUGGGAGAGCUGACCGUGACAGACUCUACCCCUGACUCCCUGAGCCUGUCCUGGACAGUCCCUGAAGGACAGUUUGACCACUUCCUGGUCCAGUACAAGAACGGGGAUGGGCAGCCCAAGGUGGUGAGGGUGCCAGGACAUGAGGAUGAGGUCACCAUCUCAGGACUGGAGCCAGACCACAAGUACAAGAUGCACCUGUAUGGCUUCCACAGUGGCCAGCGUGUGGGCCCCAUGUCUGCUAUUGGGGUGACAACUGCAGAGGAAGAAACCCCCAGCCCCACGGAGGUGGAGGAGACCCCUAGCCCCACAGAACCCAGCACAGAAGCCCCGGAGCCCACUGAGGAGCCACUCCUGGGGGAGCUGACAGUGACAGGCUCCUCCCCUGACUCCCUGAGCCUCUCCUGGACUGUGCCCCAGGGCCACUUUGACUCCUUCACCAUCCAGUACAAGGACAGGGAUGGGCGGCCUCAGGUGGUGCGUGUUGGGGGAGAGGAAAGAGAGGCCACUGUGGGGGACCUGGAGCCUGGCCGCAAGUACAAGAUGCACCUGUAUGGGCUCCACCAGGGCCACCGUGUGGGCCCUAUGUCCACUGUGGGCAUGACCGAUCCCACCCCACCCACUCCGGUCACUGAAACCCCUGAGCCCCCAGUGGAGCCACGCCUGGGGGAGCUGACAGUGACACAUGUGACCCCUGACUCUGUGGGCCUCUCGUGGACCGUCCCUGAAGGUGAAUUUGACUCCUUCAUGGUCCAGUAUAAGGACAGGCAUGGGCAGCCCCAGGUAGUGCCAGUGGCUGCAGACCAUCAGGAGGUUACUGUCCCUGGCCUGGAGUCCUCCCGAAAGUACAAGUUCCUACUCUUUGGGAUCCAGGAUGGAAAACGACGCAGCCCAGUCUCUGUGGAGGCAAAGACAGCUGCCCGAGGUGAUGCCGGCCCAGGAACUCCACCUCGCCUUGGGGAGCUAUGGGUGACAGACACCACCCCAGAGUCACUGCGCCUCUCCUGGACGGUCCCUGAGGGCCACUUUGACUCUUUUGUGGUCCAGUACAAGAACAGGGAUGGGCCCCAGGUGGUGCCUGUGGAGGGCCACGAGCGCUCAGCCACCAUCGCCCCUCUAGAUGCCGGCCGCAAGUACAGAUUCCUUCUGUAUGGCCUCUUAGGCAAGAAGCGCCUUGGCCCCCUCACUGCUGACGGCACCACAGAGAGCCUGAGUUCUGUGGACCAUACUAGAACAAAACCCCAACUGGGGGAGGAGCUCCAGGUGACCAGCGUGACCUCUGACUCCGUGGGCCUCUCAUGGACAGUCCCUGAGGGGCAGUUUGACUCCUUUGUGGUCCAGUACAAAGUCAGGGAUGGGCAGCCCCAGGUGGUGCCUGUGGACGGCAGCCUCAGGGAGGUCAGCAUCUCAGGCCUGGACCCUGACCGCAGGUAUAAGCUGCUCCUCUACGGGCUGCACAACAGCAAACGUGUGGGUCCCCUCUCUGCCAUCGCCACCACUGCCCCUAGGGAAAAAAUUGAAGCUGAGACCCCUGCCCCAACCCCUCCGGCAGCUGAGCCCCACCUGGGGGAACUAAUGGUGGAAGAGGCCACUCCUCACAGCCUGCAUCUCUCCUGGAUGGUGACCGAGGGAGAAUUUGACUCCUUUGAGGUCCAGUAUGCAGAUAGAGAUGGUCAACUCCAAGUGGUCAGUACUGGAGGAGACCAGAGUAACAUCAUCCUCACUGGCCUGGAAUCAGACCACAGAUAUCUGGUGACCCUAUAUGGCUUCCAUGAUGGGCAGCAGGUGGAUUCUGCCCAUAUAGAAGCCAUGACAGUGCCUCGGGAGGAAGAGGAUGAGCCAUCAGAAGCACCCACCACCGAGCCUCCUCUCAGGCCACGCCUUGGGGAGCUGAUGGUGACAGAUGCCACUGCUGACUCCCUGAGCCUCUCCUGGACAGUCCCUGAAGGACAGUUUGACCACUUCCUGGUUCAGUACAAGAACGGGGAUGGGCAGCCCAAGGUGGUGCGGGUGCCAGGACAUGAGGAUGAGGUCACCAUCUCAGGACUGGAGCCAGACCACAAGUACAAGAUGCACCUGUAUGGCUUCCACAGUGGCCAGCGCACAGGCCCCAUCUCUGCCAUCGGGGUGACAACUGCAGAGGAAGAGACCCCCAGCCCCACGGAGGUGGAGGAGACCCCCAGCCCCACAGAACCCAGCACAGAAGCCCCUGAGGAGCCACUCCUGGGGGAGCUGACAGUGACAGGCUCCUCCCCUGACUCCCUGAGCCUCUCCUGGACUGUGCCCCAGGGCCACUUUGACUCCUUCACCAUCCAGUACAAGGACCGGGAUGGGCGGCCUCAGGUGGUGCGUGUUGGGGGAGAGGAGAGAGAGGCCACCGUGGGGGACCUGGAGCCUGGCCGCAAGUACAAGAUGCACCUGUAUGGGCUCCGCCAGGGCCGCCGUGUGGGCCCCGUGUCUACUCUGGGUGUGACCGCCCCUGAAGAGGAGCCCCCUGAUGCCCCUCCUCUGAAGCCACGCCUGGGGGAGCUGACUGUGACAGAUGCCACUUCCGAUACCCUGAGCCUCUCCUGGACAGUCCCUGAAGGACAGUUUGACCACUUCCUGCUCCAGUACAAGAAUGGGGAUGGGCAGCCCAAGGCUGUGCGGGUGCCAGGACACGAAGGCAGUGUAACAGUCUCAGGCCUAGAACCACACCAUAAAUACAAGAUGCACCUGUAUGGCUUCCACGGUGGCCAGCGCAUGGGCCCUGUCUCUGCUGUCGGUUCAACUGACCCAGAGAAGGAUGAAAUAACAACCCCAACUCUGACAGAACCACCAACCACGACCCUCGAGCCUUCCAAACCACACCUUGGGGAGCUGACGGUGACAGAUGCCACUGCUGACUCCCUGAGCCUCUCCUGGACAGUCCCUGAAGGACAGUUUGACCACUUCCUGGUUCAGUACAAGAACGGGGAUGGGCAGCCCAAGGUGGUGCGGGUGCCAGGACAUGAGGAUGAGGUCACCAUCUCAGGACUGGAGCCAGACCACAAGUACAAGAUGCACCUGUAUGGCUUCCACAGUGGCCAGCGCACAGGCCCCAUCUCUGCCAUCGGGGUGACAACUGCGGAGGAAGAGACCCCCAGCCCCACGGAGGUGGAGGAGACCCCCAGCCCCACAGAGCCCAGCACAGAAGCCCCUGAGGAGCCACUCCUGGGGGAGCUGACAGUGACAGGCUCCUCCCCUGACUCCCUGAGCUUCUCCUGGACUGUGCCCCAGGGCCACUUUGACUCCUUCACCAUCCAGUACAAGGACAGGGAUGGGCGGCCUCAGGUGGUGCGUGUUGGGGGAGAGGAGAGAGAGGCCACCGUGGGGGACCUGGAGCCUGGCCGCAAGUACAAGAUGCACCUGUAUGGGCUCCGCCAGGGCCGCCGUGUGGGUCCUGUGUCUACUCUGGGUGUGACUGCCCCACAGAAGGUUGUGGAGGAGACCCCCAGCCCCACGGAGGUGGAGGAGACCCCCAGCCCCACAGAACCCAGCACAGAAGCCCCUGAGGAGCCACUCCUGGGGGAGCUGACAGUGACAGGCUCCUCCCCUGACUCCCUGAGCCUCUCCUGGACUGUGCCCCAGGGCCACUUUGACUCCUUCACCAUCCAGUACAAGGACCGGGAUGGGCGGCCUCAGGUGGUGCGUGUUGGGGGAGAGGAGAGAGAGGCCACCGUGGGGGACCUGGAGCCUGGCCGCAAGUACAAGAUGCACCUGUAUGGGCUCCGCCAGGGCCACCGUGUGGGCCCCGUGUCCACUGUUGGCGUGACCGAGGAUGAAGCAGUGACCACGCAAGUGACACCCACCACCACCCCCGAGCCUGCUCUCAGGCCACGCCUUGGGGAGCUGACGGUGACAGAUGCCACUGCUGACUCCCUGAGCCUCUCCUGGACAGUCCCUGAAGGACAGUUUGACCACUUCCUGGUCCAGUACAAGAACGGGGAUGGGCAGCCCAAGGUGGUGAGGGUGCCAGGACAUGAGGAUGAGGUCACCAUCUCAGGACUGGAGCCAGACCACAAGUACAAGAUGCACCUGUAUGGCUUCCACAGUGGCCAGCGCACAGGCCCCAUCUCUGCCAUCGGGGUGACAACUGUGGAGGAAGAGACCCCCAACCCCACGGAGGUGGAGGAGACCCCCAGUCCCACAGAACCCAGCACAGAAGCCCCUGAGGAGCCACUCCUGGGGGAGCUGACAGUGACAGGCUCCUCCCCUGACUCCCUGAGCCUCUCCUGGACUGUGCCCCAGGGCCACUUUGACUCCUUCACCAUCCAGUACAAGGACCGGGAUGGGCGGCCUCAGGUGGUGCGUGUUGGGGGAGAGGAGAGAGAGGCCACCGUGGGGGACCUGGAGCCUGGCCGCAAGUACAAGAUGCACCUGUAUGGGCUCCGCCAGGGCCACCGUGUGGGCCCCGUGUCCACUGUUGGCGUGACCGAGGAUGAAGCAGUGACCACGCAAGUGACACCCACCACCACCCCCGAGCCUGCUCUCAGGCCACGCCUUGGGGAGCUGACGGUGACAGAUGCCACUGCUGACUCCCUGAGCCUCUCCUGGACAGUCCCUGAAGGACAGUUUGACCACUUCCUGGUCCAGUACAAGAACGGGGAUGGGCAGCCCAAGGUGGUGAGGGUGCCAGGACAUGAGGAUGAGGUCACCAUCUCAGGACUGGAGCCAGACCACAAGUACAAGAUGCACCUGUAUGGCUUCCACAGUGGCCAGCGCACAGGCCCCAUCUCUGCCAUCGGGCCCACGGAGGUGGAGGAGACCCCCAGCCCCACAGAACCCAGCACAGAAGCCCCUGAGGAGCCACUCCUGGGGGAGCUGACAGUGACAGGCUCCUCCCCUGACUCCCUGAGCCUCUCCUGGACUGUGCCCCAGGGCCACUUUGACUCCUUCACCAUCCAGUACAAGGACAGGGAUGGGCGGCCUCAGGUGGUGCGUGUUGGGGGAGAGGAGAGAGAGGCCACCGUGGGGGACCUGGAGCCUGGGGCAAAGUACAAGAUGCACCUGUAUGGGCUCCACCAGGGCCACCGUGUGGGCCCUGCAUCUACUGUUGGGGUGACCUCCUCCCUGCCCACCCAGACUCCCGUGGAGCCCCACCUGGGGGAACUGGUUGUGGCAGCUGUGACCUUAGACAGUGUGCACCUCUCAUGGACCGUGGCCCAGGGCCCCUUUGACUCCUUCCUGAUCCAGUACAAGGAUGCACAGGGACAGCUCCAGGCAGUGCCCUUGAGCAGAGACCUCCGUGAGGUCACCGUCUCAGGUCUGGACCCAGCCCGCAAGUACAAGUUCUUGCUCUUUGGACUCCAGGAUGGAAAGCGCCAUGGCCCAGUCUCUGUGGAUACCAAGACCCUCCCAGACAGGAAACCCUUUCCCCGCCUGGGAGAGCUGACAGUGACAGACGUGACCCCUGACUCCAUGGGCCUCUCAUGGACAGUCCCUGAGGGCGAAUUUGACUCCUUUGUGGUCCAGUACAAGGACAGGGAUGGGCAGCCCCAGGUGAUUCCCGUGGCAGCAGACCAGCGUAAGGUCACUGUUCCAAGCCUGGAGCCAAAUAGGAAAUACAAGUUUCUGCUGUACGGCCUGGCAGGCAGGAAGCGGCUGGGCCCCAUCUCUGCUGAUGGCACCACUGCUCCACUGGAAAAGACAACGGCAGCCCCACCCACUCCUGGGGAGCUAGCAGUGACUGAGGAUACCUCUGACUCCCUGCACUUGUCAUGGACUGGGGCCCAGGGCCCCUUUGACUCCUUCCUAGUCCAGUACAGGGCCACAAUGGGCAGACCCAGGCAGUGCCUGUGGCCGCCAGACCAGCUUAAAGUCCCAUAGAGGGCCUGAGCCUGGCAGAAAUACAAAUUUCUGCUCUAUGGGCUGGCUGGAGGAAAGCGCCUGGGCCCAGUCUCCGUCCUGGGAAUGACAGCCCCAGAAGAGGACACACCAGCCCCUGAGCCCUCUGAAGCACCGCAUCUAGGGGUGCUGACUGUGACCGAGGCAACCCCAGACUCACUACGCCUGUCGUGGAGUGUGGCCCAGGGCCCCUUUGACUCCUUCGUGGUCCAGUAUCUGGAUACAGAUGGGCAGCCCCAGGCUCUGCUUGUGGAUGGUGAUCGGAACAAGGUCCUCAUCUCAGGCCUGGAGCCCAACACCUCCUACCAGUUCUCCCUCUAUGGCCUCUAUGAAGGGACGCGUCGGGGGCCCAUCUCCACAGAGGGCACCACAGGGCCAGCUCCUGCUGGUCUGACCCCAGGAGACCCAGGACCCCGCCUGUCCCAUCUGUCAGUGACUGAUGUGACCACCAGUUCACUUCGCCUCAACUGGGAGGCCCCACUUGGAGCCUUUGAUUCCUUCCUACUCCGCUUUGGGGUACCAUCACCAAGCACCCUGGAGCCACAUCCACGUCCUCUGCUGCAACGAGAGUUGAUGGUGCCAGGGACGAGGCGCUCAGCGGUGCUCCGAGACCUGCGCCCUGGGACUCUGUACAGCCUUACUCUAUAUGGGCUGCGAGGGCCUCACAAGGCAGACAGCAUCCAAGGCACCGCCCGGACCCUCAGCCCAAUUCUGGAGAGUCCACGUGAUCUCCUAUUCAGUGAAAUUGGAGAGACCUCAGCCAAGGUCAGCUGGGUGCCACCACCAUCCAGGGUGGACAGCUUCAAAGUUUCCUACCAGCUGGCGGAUGGAGGGGAGCCAGAGAGUGUGCAGGUGGAUGGCCGGGCCCAGACCCAGAAACUUCAGGGGCUGAUCCCAGGUGCUCGCUACGAGGUGACUGUGGUCUCUGUGCGCGGCUUUGAGGAGAGUGAGCCUCUCACAGGCUUCCUCACCACGGUUCCUGAUGGCCCCACUGAGCUGCGUGCACUGAACUUGACUGAGGGAUCCACUCUGCUGCACUGGAAGCCCCCCCAGAACCCUGUGGACACAUACAACGUCCAGGUCACAGCCCCAGGGGCCCCAUCUCUGCAGGACUCCGCCCCGGGCAGUGCUGUGGAUUACCCGCUGCGUGACCUGGUACUCCACACCAACUACACUGCCACUGUGCGCGGCCUCCGGGGACCCAACUUCACCUCCCCAGCCAGCAUCACCUUCACCACAGGGUUGAAGGCCCCCCUGGACUUGGAAACCAAGGAAGUGACUCCCCGAACAGCACUGCUUACUUGGACUGAGCCCCAAGUCCUGCCCACAGGCUACCUGCUCAGCUUUGACACCCCUGGUGGACAGACUCAGGAGAUCCUGCUCCCAGCAGGUGUCACCUCUCACCGGCUCCUCGGCCUCUUCCCCUCUACCCACUACAGUGCCCGGCUCCAGGCCGUGUGGGACAAAAGCCUCACACCACCAGUGUCCACCUCUUUCACCACUGGUGGACUGCGGAUCCCCUUCCCCAGGGACUGUGGGGAGGAGAUGCAGAACGGGCCCAGCACCUCGAGGACCACCACCAUCUUCCUCAAUGGCAAUCGCGAGCGGCCCCUGAAUGUGUUUUGUGACAUGGAGACUGAUGGGGGCGGCUGGCUGGUGUUCCAGCGCCGCAUGGAUGGACAGACAGACUUCUGGAGGGACUGGGAGGAUUAUGCUCAUGGCUUUGGGAACAUCUCCAGGGAGUUCUGGCUGGGCAAUGAGGCCCUGCACAGCCUGACACAGGCCGGGGACUACUCCAUGCGUGUGGACCUGCGGGCUGGGGAUGAGGCUGUGUUUGCCCAGUAUGACUCCUUCCGAGUAGGAUCGGCUGCUGAGAACUACCGCCUCCACCUGGAGGGCUACCAUGGCACCGCAGGAGACUCCAUGAGCUACCACAGCGGCAGUGUCUUUUCCGCCCGUGAUCGAGACCCCAACAAUUUGCUCAUCUCCUGUGCUGUCUCCUACCGUGGGGCAUGGUGGUACAGGAACUGCCACUAUGCCAACCUCAAUGGGCUCUACGGGAGCACGGUGGACCACCAGGGAGUGAGCUGGUACCACUGGAAGGGCUUCGAGUUCUCCGUGCCCUUUACGGAAAUGAAGCUCAGACCAAGAAGCUAUCGGUCCCCCGUAGGGGGAGGCUGAGCUGCUGCCCACCUCUCUCACACCCCAGUAUGACUGCCGAGCACUGAGGGGUCACACCCAGAGAAGAGCCAGGGAUGCCUCCACCUCCCAGCCACCAGAGGAAGUCUUCUCUGCCUGUGAUCUCACAGCAUCAUGUUUACAGGGGGGAGGGGGAGGGGUUUCUAUGGGAGCAAUAAAGGAGAAACUGAGG